UUGUGCAACAUAUCAAUAAAUCGAUUAUAGAGAGAGUUAAAAACAUGCAAAUGUUUUCUCUAAAUUUUUUAAUGUAUACUAUCGGUGGUGUAUGGCGACCUGUCGAGUGGUCAUCGAACGUUGCUAAGCUACUGUACAAUGUGUUUACUUCUAUUGUAUUAAUUUUAUUAUACUUUUUGAUGAUAACCCAAUUUAUGGAUAUUAUUUUUGUUGUCGAUAAUAUCGAUGACUUUGCAACAAAUACUCUAAUGUUCUUAACUAUCGUCGCUGUUACUUGUAAAGCAACUAUCGUUGUAGUACGUCGGAAUGCUAUCAUCAACUUGGUACAAGUAUUGUUGACGGCACCUUGUAAACCUCGAGGUGAGGAUGAAAUGGCAAUACAAACAAAAUUUGAUAAAUUUAUCAGAUCAUGCUCGAUAAAAUAUUCACUUUUGGCAACAAGUUCUGUUACUGGUGUCACAAUAAGAUCUGUGCUAAACGUUAUACAAGGUCACUUACCUUAUCGCGUAUGGUUACCGUACAAUUUUAACAAUACAUCUCCAAUGUUCUUGAUUACAUCCAUUCAACAGAUCAUAACUGUGAUUUUUGUUACUAUUAUUAACGUUGGCACGGAAACUCUAGUUUUUGGAUUGUUUCUACAAACAUGUGCUCAAUUUGAAAUCUUUGAAAAUCGUCUACACAAAUUAAUAGCCAACAAAACUAGCGAAAAAUUAAUAAAAGAUAAAAUUAGAUGUAUAGAAAAAUCACUUUCUUCGCCAAAUAAUAACAAAGCGAUAAUAUCAAAAUAUGUAUAUCAUCAUCUCAAGAUUUACAAAUAUGCUAAAACAGUAAAUGUUAUAUUCAAUCAGGUACUCUUUGUCCAAUUCUUUGGCAGUAUAUUGGUAUUAUGUACAAGUGUAUAUUAUCUGUCAACACAUAGUACGCUGUCUGAAACAGCUACUUUGAUAGUGUAUACUAUUUGCAUGUUUGUACAAAUUUACGUUUAUUGCUGGUCCGGAAACGAAGUCAUACUUAAGAGUAUGAGCGUAGGAGAUACAAUAUAUUGUAUGAAUUGGCCUUUAUUAUCGGUUAAUGAUAGGAAAGAACUGUUAAUGAUUAUGUUACGCAGUACACUUCCUAUAAAAUUUACCAGUAGCUUCUUGAUAACUUUGUCUCUUCAAUCUUACAGCAAUAUUUUGAAAAUAUCAUAUUCGGCAUUUAAUGUACUACAAAAAUGAGACAUGAAUGAAAAGUAAAGAAAAGUGCUCUUAAACAUGAUAAUAAAAGCUAUUGUAGCUA
Messenger RNA from Pogonomyrmex barbatus (red harvester ant), 1278 nucleotides. RefSeq names its product odorant receptor 46a-like. Gene Ontology annotation, biological process: sensory perception of smell; detection of chemical stimulus involved in sensory perception of smell. Gene Ontology annotation, cellular component: plasma membrane. Gene Ontology annotation, molecular function: olfactory receptor activity; odorant binding. The record is from RefSeq and is a predicted model, not a curated record. Lineage: Eukaryota; Metazoa; Arthropoda; Insecta; Hymenoptera; Formicidae.